Microsporum canis CBS 113480 is the source of this 1014-nucleotide messenger RNA. RefSeq lists its product as hypothetical. The transcript has a single exon. The record is from RefSeq and is a predicted model, not a curated record. The coding region runs from base 1 to 1014 and encodes 337 amino acids. NCBI's taxonomy places the organism in Eukaryota, Fungi, Ascomycota, Eurotiomycetes, Onygenales, Arthrodermataceae.
AUGUUGGCAAAGAACCUACACAGGGCAUCGGUGCCCGUUCUCGCUCUCUUCUUACAGCUACAGCUCGUUGCGGCCUCGCCCUUUUCUACUCCUCAACCCACCAACUCGCUGACAGCACGGGACUGUACCCCAUGCGGUUACUAUGGACAGGCCUGCUGCUCAGCCAGCGAAACAUGCAGCACCAACUCGAACAACCAAGCAGUGUGUAUUCCCGCUGGCUCUGGAGGAGGUCAAUGGGAAUACUUCACUACGACAUACGUCCGAACCGACUUCGUCACAGUCACGUCGACCGGCAGCAGGCCCAUCUCUCAGCCGACAGGCCAGCCACAAUGUAAGGUCGAAAUUGGAGAGACGGAAUGCGGCAGCACCUGCUGCACGGCUGCACAGUCAUGCAACGAGAACCUGGUAUGCGUCCAAGCCGGCGGUUCACCUUUUCCCACCACCAACCCAGCUCCCACUCCUCCCACACGACCUACCAGCACCCAGGGGGUGACCGUCACCACGAUUCCGGCCACCACCACCAUCCCAUUCAUUCCAGCCGUCGGUACCGAUGGCAGCAGCGUCAUCGGCAUCACCAAGGGCAGCGGUGGCCUAAGCGGUGGAGCGAUUGCCGGUAUCGUCAUUGGGUCUAUCGCUGGCGCCCUGAUACUCAUGCUCAUAUGCAUCUGCUGCUGCGUGGGAAGCUGCGUGGACCGUGUACGGGCCAUGUUUGGAAUAGGCGGCCGCAAACCAAGCAGGCACUCCGCUUACACCGGAUCGUCAUCGUAUUCCUCUCAUCACGGCUGGUUCGGCGGCGGCUCCAGGGUCAGCUCAGAGAAGAACAAGAAAAAGAAGACCGGCUUCCUCGGGCUGGCCAGUCUGGGCGUUGUUAUCGGUGCAAUCGCCCUCUGUCUCGGUCUGCGUCGACGAAAGGACGACAAGUCGACAACCUACUACACCGGGUCAUCCUAUACAUACUCGUCGAGCAGUAGCAGCAGCUCCUCCUCCUCUGGCCAACGGACACAGCGGUCUUGA